AUGGUGCAUGGUCGAUUGGUGGAAGUGACUAAUGAGCUGUCACCAACCCGCUUGAGGAGGCGGACGAGGAAUCAAAGCUGCAAACCAUUCGAGGGCAUUUCGGUGGAAUCGAGAAGAGACGAGUGUCUCGUGAAUGUCGCGGCUCGAACGGCGACUGGACUCGACCACUCUUGCCGCAAGUCUGAGUCACUCACGACGUCCCUUCGCGGGGGAUGCCCACAAAAAUCUCAGACUUGGCGUCUUUUCAGAAGUCUCCUCGACGGUUGCCUUCCGCCGAGCGGGUUCUAUGCGAUGGCACCUCUUUUGCUGGGUCUCUUCAGAAUGCCCAUUUCACACGCCUCAACCACCCCAGCAACGGAAUCCCCUCCCCCGAUCCCAUCCCAACGAGGCCGCCUUCGCGUGGUACAGACGUCCUCUCCGAGGCCUCCCCCUCCCUUUGACGACUCUGCCUCUACUUGCAGCCAUGACAACGGCGCACUCUUCGACUCUGCUACAUGUAUUAAUGUCUGUCUGUGUGUGUGUGUGUGUGUGUGUGUGGGUGUGUACUGGGUGAACAUUGUCUCCGACGGGGUAUCUGAGCUACAGAUGGGUCGAAAGGUGUGUGACAUGGCAACGUCUGUCCGUCUUCGCCUUAGCCCGCACCCCAACACUGGCAUGGCGACGCAAUUGUUGUACGUCGGGUUGAAAAGCAACAUGGGCACGUCUUUCAGCCUCAAGUAUGUCACAGCUCGUCUCGUCAGUUCCACCGUCGCUCCUGCUCCUCUCGCCUCGGCUCGACACAAGCCGACAAUUGGGCCGGUCAGAAGGAGUUGA
Protopolystoma xenopodis is the source of this 813-nucleotide messenger RNA. Lineage: Eukaryota; Metazoa; Platyhelminthes; Monogenea; Polystomatidea; Polystomatidae. The record is from the annotation of a GenBank genome assembly.